Messenger RNA from Aureobasidium uvarum, 1953 nucleotides. NCBI's taxonomy places the organism in Eukaryota, Fungi, Ascomycota, Dothideomycetes, Dothideales, Saccotheciaceae. The record is from the annotation of a GenBank genome assembly.
AUGCUUUCCUUACGAUUUCUAUCUUCAAUGCUCUUGCUGGCAGGGUCAGCAUUAGCAGGUCCUAGUAAUGAGACGAGCCCUACACAUAUCUUCCGCUCGAGACCGGACUUACAUGCGCCUAUGCUCGAAACGGUAAUAUUAAGACCGGAGUUGGUCGCACCAGGAUAUAUCAUGCUCGCACCAUAUCGGAAUGUAGAUCCUGGACCUUAUAUCUACGACAACUGGGGACAACUAGUCUGGUCCGGCGCUGGUUCGAGCGGACCCAAGACUGCCCAUGCACCGCAUACUUGUGACUACAAGGGAGAAGAGCAUCUAUGCUAUUUUCAAGGAGAACAACACCAAGGCUUUGCCCGAGGCCAUGGAGUCAUUAUGGAUAAGAACUACCGUAUCGUCAAGACAGUCGAGAGCUCUGGAGCAGGCGCGUCAAGUGAUAUGCACGAAUUCAGACUUACACCAUACUCGAACGGCACUACUGCGCUCAUGACCGUCUAUCAGCCGCGCAUGUACGACUUGACAACCAACCCUAAAUUCCAGAUCAAGAACGGCAUGGGCUGGAUUGUCGAGGGUGUUUUCCAGGAGAUCGAGAUUGAAACUGGUAGAGUGGUGUUCGAGUGGAGAAGUACAGAUCAUCUCGAUCCUAGCUUGACCUACACAUUCCCAGGACGUACAGACACUUCAGGAAACGGAUUGACUGAAAAUACUCCUUGGGACUAUUUCCACAUCAACUCUAUCGACAAGAACCGGGAUGGCGAUUACCUCAUCUCGGCCAGACACAUGGCUGCAAUCUACAAGCUUUCUGGUGUAGAUGGAUCCAUCAUGUGGGAGAUGGGUGGUGCAAACCCGACUUUCCACCAGACAAACUUCAACUUUUCCUCUCAGCAUCACGCUCGCUGGGUCAGUGAGAAUGAGACUCACACGAUCUUGUCUUUCUACGACAAUGCUAGCAAUGGUUUCAACAGAACAGACAAAUUCUCGCGUGGUUACGUCGUUGCUCUCGACCACAUCGCAAACACCGCAACCAUGAUCAAGGAGUAUGGCGCACCCGAGGCCUCCGGCGGUAUCCUUUCUGGAUCUCAGGGCAACAUGCAAAUUCUUCCCAACGGCAACGUUCAUCUUGGUUGGGGCGAACAUCCUUACUUUACCGAGCACACAGCCGAUGGAUCAGCUGUCAUGUACGCCAAAGUCGCAUACCGCUCCAGCAACGUCAUGAUCUACCGCUCACACAAGUUCCCUUGGGUUGGUCAGCCAUUGACAAAACCAGCCUUGUGGACAUACUCGAAGACCAACGACGAGAAAUCUGGCAUGGUCUUCUACGUGUCCUGGAAUGGAGCGACCGAGGUUGCAUCUUGGAACUUUUACGCCAGCGCAAACAGAACUGGACCAUUCCACUUGGUUGGAAACACCAAGAAGACUGGCUUCGAAACUGUGAUGCGCUACAACAACGUCACUACCUGGGGCUUUGCAGAGGCUUUGGACAAAGACGGCAAUGCUCUUGAGCGUAGUGUCAUCCAGAAGACCUUUGUGCCCAGCAUUACACUUCGCGAUUCCUGCGACGAGUGGGCUUGUGGGAGGGCAGAGGCGAUCCGUGAUGAGGAUGUCAAAAACGAUCCUUACAGCGAAGUCAAGGCCGAAUUCCUCAGCAACAACCGCGGAUACGACACGAGUGCAUACUAUGCCGAGCUACCACAAAGUGCAGCCGAGCAUGACGCUGAAGAGAGAGCGCAGCGCCAGCGAGCUGUAAAGGCACGCAUGCUGGUGGGUGUUCUUUGCGCGACUGCCGGAGUUGGGGUCUUCAUUCUUGCUCUGAUACUUGCCCGCAAGCAACUAUCAGGCGCUAUGCCUGUGUCCUUUGUCAGGAGAGUGUCUGAUGUCAGAGACGCCAUCAGUGUCAGAGUACUAGGCAAGAAGUACAUUCAGGUCGACGAAGAAGAGAAAUAUUCUGAUCGAUCAUGA